AUGUCAACGUCUCAACAACAACAACAGUCAGCGAUUUCCGUUGAUAAUUCACGAAGAAACUUGGAUGAUACUAACGUAGAAACAGCAUUACAACAGGCCGUUAACGAAAGGAUUUUUCUAAGGACUCAAAACGACCAGUUAUGGAAAAUUAUUGAAAAGCAAAAGGCUGUUAUUCAUAACUUACAAAAAGAUAAUCAAAAGUUGGCUUACGAUAAAGAUCGUUUGUCUACAAGAAUAAGAGAACUUGAAACUCUAAAUCAAACGGAAAAUUCAACUAGCAAUAGAGUUACAAUUGAUACAAAUCAGACAGAUAACAGAGACGGUGGACCACGUUCUCAACAAAUAUCUCCCAUUAACACUCAUUCUCCAACCAGUACGCGCUCACCUCAAUCGUCAAACUUGUCUGCAACUGUCGACGACACCAUAAAAACUUCGUUAGAAGAAAUUGCAGCGGCCGAUCGUCAAGAUUCUACUUCUUCCUUUUCAUCACUAUACAUGUACGAUACUACCAACUCAGCCGACGAAACAUCGCAACCGCUUCCAAGAAGCGAAUCCCCUCAAUCCAACGAUCGGCAACUUGAGAGGACUCCCACUCUCCAGAUAACCGUCUCGGAACAAGACAACGAAAGCACAUCAGAGUCUCAUACUACUGUGUAUGAAUCACCUAUAUCUCUUGCCGUACAUCGUCAAGAGUCAGUGCCAUUAGACAAUGUCGAUUCAACAGAGUCUAAUUCAUCGUCAAAUCGUAAUAAAAAGAAACAUAGGUUGAGUGGUAUUCCACUGCGAAGGACGGGUGAAUCGGGCAACUUUGUAGGGCUGCCCAGUUCGCCUCGAAAUGGGCCUCCUCCUGGAAUGAAGUCUCCUGGAUUGCCUGGUUCGCCUCGAAAUAGUCCUCCUGCUAGUUCGAGAUCGUCCGGACGAUCUAUUUCACCUAUAAAUAGCCCUCCGGCCAUGAAAUCGCCUGUAUUACCUUCUUCACCCAGGUCUCCUCGUAGCUACGGCAAUGGCGACGGAAAUGUGCGUCUGCUGGAAAGAUGGGAUAGUGAUGAUCAGAGAAUUCUUAGUGGUGACGAGAUAAGGAGGAAUGAAUCUUUAUCUCCGACAAGAGCGACUACUUUUCCUAUUAGUGAGCCUACAUCUGUGACUUUGAUUGGUAUGACUGAACCAGUUUCUUUGUCGAGUUUUAUAUCUGAAUCAACGUCCGCGACAAGUGCAAAUGGCGAGUCUGCAUCAUUAAGGAGCGUUGAGUCUAUGCCGGUAGAAAACGUAGUUUUGUCGUCAGAGUCUGUUAUAUCCGAGUCUACAUCUGUAACAAGUAUGGCUACGUCUGAACUUACGUCUGGAGCAAAUGUGUUUGUCGCUGAGCCUACUGUAAUUAAUACCACUCCUACUACCGGACAAGGCAAGCAUGGCAAUCCAGGGCAAGCAGAGAUAUCUCAGUCUUUGUCAUUGCCAGCAAAACCCGAUUCGUUGUCGAUUUCAACUGAGAAUUCUCAGCAACGCGCUAGUACCCAGUCACGAAUGAACACUUUUCCUCGUAUGGACUCUUUACCUCGUAUUAAUAGCCAUGCAGAGGCGAACCAGUAUACUGGGACUAAAACCGUUAGAUUAAAAGAAAGUUCUGAAUCACUGACAUCACCGCGCUCAGCAAAAGCUAAUGAUACCAUAAUCAACUUUUCGGCUGGAUCAGAUGAGCCUGUAAUUAACUUUGCAGCAAUUUUAUCUCCACCCAAAGACUCUAGUACGUUUGCAGAUUCGCAUAGAAACGUGCCCUCUCAACAUAAAAAUCAACCAUCACAACCUAUUCCAAACGAUACUAUAUCCAGUAUUACGGUUAAAGUGGUAGGGAGUACAAUAGAAAUUAAUGAUAGAGCAAGGGAAGUUCUUGUUUUUAUUAUUGCUGUGUACUCGGCAAAAACAAGUGAGGAUGGAGUCGCUAUUGGAGCCGGUAAAGAACUUUGGCGUGUUAGCAAGAAAUACUCGGAUUUUUUGACACUGGAUGCAAAGCUCAAGUUACAUCAGACAACUAGUUUUAUAAAAAAAAUUGGAAAGCUGCCUGACAAGAAUUUGUUCACGACUAAUGCUCCAAGUAAAUCAGAUCAGCGCAAGCUGGCUCUUGAGCGGUAUCUUCAGCACGUGGUUAACUUGCCUUGGAACGACAACAGAGAUUUGUGUGAAUUCCUCAGUUCAAACGUUAUCGAAACCGAGAAAUUGGAUUAUCAGCGUACUGGACACAAAGAAGGAUACUUGACCAAAAGAGGCAAGAGCUUUCGUGUAUGGAAGACUCGUUACUUUGUUCUCACAAAAUCAGUAUUGGAUUAUUACGAAACAAAAGGUGGUCCUCAUCUUGGUUCGAUUCGUUUGACGCAUGCACAAAUAGGCAGACAACAAAGCACAGUUCCAAUAGAGACAGAUUCAAUGGGAGGUGAUGACGAAUAUCGACAUGCUUUUCUUAUUCUGGAACCGAAACCGGGGUCCAAGGCCCAAACAAAACAUGUUUUGUGUGCAGAGAGUGAUGCUGAUCGUGAUGAAUGGGUAGAAGCAUUGCUAGAUCUGCGUGAAACAUCCAAUGGACAAUUACGACGACAAGACGAUAAGGAUAGGAAAGGUGCUAGAAUGACUCUAUUUGGAAAGAAUAUUCUUGGUUAUGGUAUCGGCGAAAAGAGAAAGCAUCCAACACAAUCUAAUUUCGAUCACAAGAUUGUGUUCGGAGUGCCAUUAGAUCAAGCUAUAGCAUCGUCAAGAAUCAAGGAAGGCUAUGAAUUACCUGCUAUAGUGCAUAGAUGCGUCGAAUAUCUGGACGCAAAAGGUGCUGCUUUCGAAGAGGGAAUAUACAGAUUAAACGGUUCGGCCAGUGUGAUAAAAAUGCUAAAGGAUAGGUUUAAUUCCGAGGGAGAUGUGAAUUUGUUGGCUGAAGCUCAACCAUAUGAUGUGCAUGCUGUUAGCGGACUGUUAAAAUUGUAUUUGAGAGAACUACCAACUAGCGUUCUUACGCGUGAUUUGCAUCCUGAAUUUGUAAAAGUUGUUGAUCUACUGGACAGACGUGAACGUGUUAAUGAACUGGGACGUCUAGUAUCAGCGAUACCUCUAGCUAAUUAUACUCUGCUGCGUACGCUUACAGGACACUUGAUACGCAUAGUUCAGAAUGCAGACAUCAACAAGAUGACAAUGCGCAACGUCGGAAUAGUAUUCUCCCCUACGCUUGGUAUUCCAACUGGGGUAUUCAAUCUGCUUCUUUCCGAAUUUGACUAUAUCUUUUACACUGAUGCAAAUGGAGCCGCGGCACCGAGAAGUCUCGAGACAGAUUCCAAGACAAGUUCCAGCUCGACUCACAAUUCCAGCUCACAAGGCUCUCAUCUCCGCUCUCAAUCUCAGACACGUUUUGCACCAUCAUCGGUAUCGCCCCACACUCUUGGACGCAUCCGUGAAGAAUCGAAUGGGAGAAGUAAUCGAAAUAGCAUGCAGUUCAUGCACAGUGUACCCGAGGUUUUAGUAGGGUUAGAAAAGAACAUUGCCCGAAAAGUAAUUACUGAUAAUGAAUCAGAUGAGGAAAUGAACGAUCUUUCCGUGUUGUCGGAGGACGAUCAAUCGUCAGAUGAACAUUCCCAGCUAUCAUCAGUGUCAUCUUCAAUCGUUCAUGGACAGCAAGGACAUUUCGGGCAAGAGGAAACAACAGAUGAACUAGAAUCUCGUAAUGGUCAACAACGAUUGACAGUCAGAAAUUAUACGCCUCGAGAUUCGAUGUAUGAGGUUUAUACUGAACAACAGAAGGAAAAUCAGAAUCUUUGA
Messenger RNA from Paraglomus brasilianum, 3789 nucleotides. Lineage: Eukaryota; Fungi; Glomeromycota; Glomeromycetes; Paraglomerales; Paraglomeraceae. The record is from the annotation of a GenBank genome assembly.